This is a messenger RNA of Lethenteron reissneri (Far Eastern brook lamprey), 1481 nucleotides long. Its product is annotated as hemagglutinin/amebocyte aggregation factor-like. Gene Ontology annotation, biological process: collagen fibril organization. The record is from RefSeq and is a predicted model, not a curated record. NCBI's taxonomy places the organism in Eukaryota, Metazoa, Chordata, Hyperoartia, Petromyzontiformes, Petromyzontidae. Gene Ontology annotation, cellular component: extracellular matrix.
UUGGAGAUUGCAGUCACGGGGUUCUAUUAAAGGGGAGGGGGUUCACGAGGGAGAAGCCACAACAUUCCACUUCCCAACCCUCAUCCAUCACGACCAUGCUGCUUCUCCUCCUUCUCCUGGCUCUGGUGGUCGGCAAAGAGGCGCAACCCCUGAAUGGCAAUGGACUGCGGUCACUGCACAAACGUUUCGUGAAUUCAUAUGACAACCCCAUCGACUUCUCUUGUCCCGAUCACCAGUCCAUCUACCUCAUUUACAGCAUCGAAAACAGAUAUUUCAAGGACCGGCUGUGGGACUUCUACUGCAAGCCGACAUUCGACACGAGCCACUCCAUCUCCUCCCAAAAGGGCGACUACGUGAACGCUUUCGACGGGGAGGUUAACUUCACCUGCCCCGUCAACUCCGUGGUCACGGCUAUAGGGAGCUACCAUGACAACUGGGCGGAGGAUCGCAGAUGGAAGUUCACCUGCACCAUGCAGGCCGGCGUCUGCAUGGAUGUGUGCCAGUGGACCGACUACCUCAACGACUUCCACUUGCUGCUCUUCUGGGUCGCCCCGGACGUCCAUUACCUGACCGGGGUGCACAGCUACCACUGCAAUGUCGCCGAAGACCGCCGCUGGAAAUUCCAGUACUGCUCCAAGGUGUCGUGCAGAACCAGCUACUAAGCGUCGGGUGGUCAGGGAUGAUGCAGUGGAGUUUAUUUCUACAAAUGCGCUCUUACUUUUCAUGGCAUUUGUCGCGUGCAUUAACUGUUAUGCAUCACAGCUUUUCAACUUGCACCGAGCGUCUUAUGAGGUUGGUUCAAAGUUAAGGAGCACUUUUGUUUCUUAGAAACGUUGAAAGCAAAGUGGAAGUGCGUACAUCUGACACUCAAUUGAUAGCAAUGUUAUACAUACAAAACAUUAAACAACACAUUAAACGCAUGGGCAGAUUUAUGAGCACAGUUCAGGAUCAGGCUGCUCAUUAUGUUCGACAAAAUGUGAAAGUGUAACCGAUUUAACCCUGUUUUUUAAAGCGUUCUGCUACGUAUACGUAUUUGUCCCGUCGGUGUUGAGAUGCCUUGAUGUCAAAUGAGUGGAAGUUUUUAGUAGCGUGCCUUUGCUUUCACAUGAUCGACACUCUACCGAACUCACUGCUCAACCACACAUCUGCAACAGAGACACGCAUCAGCAAACUCGUGCAAAUGUCACUUCAUCACACGACGCUUGCUGUCCCCGCCAAUAAAAGUUUGCUGCCAUCUUGGAAACACCAAGACUGCUUUGUACAGCUGUGGUGUACUAACUACAGAGGAGUUGCCAAAUGUUGCAACUACGAAGCCACAAAGCUCCAGUGGCUCACCCACCCCUCCCUACUGUCUCCACAUGGACAUGCAUAACCAAACUGCGCAGUCAACUUCCUGUAAAUUUCAAAUUAAUCACAAACUGCUCCACGCGCCUGAUGAUUGGUCAAGUGGCUUUGAUUUAUCAUCGAUUGUACCGAUUCAA